AUGGACACCAUCGACUUCGACCUCAACGAUGCGCUGAAGCACUACAUGUCAGACCCGGCUAGCAUCGCUACGCCUGAGGCUGACGGUGCUCUCUUCGACUGCGAAAACGACCCCGAAGCCCUCACACUUCCUGUGGUCAACGCGGUUCUGAACCCCAUUGUCGACUCAAUUGCCGAUAACCCGGACGCAAUCAUGCGCGCCUCCCAUAUGGACUCGUUGCAGUUUCUCCUCAAGUUAGCCCCCAUUUCCCUUCACCUCUCCCCAGAUACAGCGACGUUGGGACGAAAUUCUGAGCUAGAAAAUCCCAGAUACACAGCACACCUCCCCACCCACGCCCUCAGCAAGAUCUUCGACCUGGUCAUGAGCGGCUUGAGCGCAGAGGCCGACUCUGUCCACUCCGAUAUCGACUCCCCCGACGAGCAGGACUCAGUAUCCCACCAUAAGAAGUUACUCGAGAUAUAUGCCUUCCUCCUCCAGUGGACGAUUGCUGCUGUCGAGACCAAGGCUGCUGAGAAGUCUUCCACAGCGCCUGCUGCCAGAGGUCGUGGAAAGGCCAAGAAGGGAGCAGCAAAAGACAAGGAUGCGGCUUGGGACUCGGCUACGCAGCUCCAAGCGGCCUUGGAAGUUAUGUGCAAGGUCCUCAAGCUCAAGCUCUCCAAGAUCUUUCUUACCACAAGCGAGAGAGAUACUUUUAUCGGUCUCCUCACUCGCCCGGUGUAUAUGGUUUUGGAGAGCGAGCAGCGGGUCAAAGCCACAGCUAUCCGUAUGCACUGCUUCAAGGUCCUGUGCAUUGCCGUCAAGCAUCAUGGACACGCAUAUGCGGCGCAAAUCAACAUUAUUCAGAACUUGACCUACUUCGAACAUUUGUCGGAACCCAUGGCCGAGUUCCUCCACAUCUUAGCAGAAACAUACGACUAUCCCCAGCUCGCUGAUGAGGUGCUGAGAGAGAUCAGCAACAAGGAGUUCAACUCUAAUGAUACCCGAGGCCCUAAAUCUGUUUCUUCAUUCAUUGCCAAACUCUCCGAAUUGGCACCCCGACUGGUUAUUAAGCAGAUGACCAUGCUUGCGAAGCAAUUAGACAGCGAGUCAUACACUCUCCGAUGUGCACUGAUUGAGGUCUGUGGAAACAUGGUUGCCUAUCUCAGCAAGCAGGACGAGCGCAGCGAGAACCACAAAUCCCAGCUGAACGCCUUUUUCGACGUUUUGGAAGAGCGAUUCCUCGAUAUCAACCCUUACUGCCGUUGCAGAACUCUUCAGGUUUACAUGAAACUUUGCGAUCUGGCCCAAAAGUUCCCCAAGCGACGACAAAAGGCUGCCGAACUUGCCUGCAGAAGUUUGGAGGACAAGAGCAGCAAUGUCAGGCGCAAUGCUAUUAAGUUGAUUGGCACACUCAUCAAGACACAUCCGUUCACAGUCAUGCACGGCGCACAGCUGUCUAAAAAGGAAUGGCAGGCCCGUCUUGACAAGGUGCAGGAGGAACUGGAUGCUCUCAAGCCCCCACCUGGCGUACCUGGAUUUGGAGGCGAGCAAGCCAACACCACGGUCGAUAACGAGCUCCUAGAUGAGGCUACACAACUUGGCUCUCCGCAGAAGCCUACCCAGAUGACUGAGGAGGACAAGGUCGCUGCUAUCAAGAGGGCCCAGGAGGAGGCUGCCACAAGCGAGGCUAUCGAGAAGCUCACUCUGACCAGGAGAUACUACAAUGAGGCGCUCAAGUUCAUUGAGGUCGUCCACGAGGCUACAACCACCAUCUGCCAGCUUCUUGGUUCAAGGAACAAGAGUGAAGUCAUCGAGGCCAUUGACUUUUUCGAGGUUGGCGACGCCUACAACAUUGAACAGAACAAGGUCGGUAUCCGACGUAUGCUCCGUCUCAUCUGGACCAAGGGCAACAGCGAUGAAGGCAAGGGAGUCCAAACACAUUUGAUCGAGUGUUACAAGCGACUCUUCUUUGAAGCCCCUGACUCAUUUAGCUCCAAUGAUGCGGCUAAUUACAUUGCACGAAACAUGAUCAGUCUGACCUUUGGCGCGACUCCUGCUGAGCUCACCUCGCUUGAGCAGCUUUUGGCGACGAUGAUGAAGGGUGGCAUGAUUCCCGAGGUUGUCAUCAACAAGCUGUGGCAGGUCUACGGUGUGCAGAAGCGGGAAAUUUCACGAACUCAACGACGAGGUGCUAUCAUUGUCUUGGGAAUGUUGGCGACCGCGAACCCUGAGAUUGUUGUGGGUGAGAUGGAGACUAUGCUUCGAACUGGUCUUGGUGUGCAUGGGCGCAAUGACCUUCAGCUAGCCAAGUUCACAUGCAUUGCUUUGAGGCGAAUCAACCCCACGGGUCGACAAGCCAAGGAUUCACCUGUCAAGUUCUCACGAUUGCCUAACGAUCAUGCCGUAUCGGUCAGACUUGCUGCCAUCACCGAGGUGCCUUCAGAUAGCAAGGAGUGGUACGGAGUGGCAGAGCAGGCUAUCAGCGCCAUCUAUGCCAUCUCCAAGCAUCCUGAUAUUCUCUGUUCUGAUCUCAUUCGACGAAAGGCACGACAGGUCUUCGGACAAACGCGUUCUCCGCCAUCUUCGCAGCCCAACUCCCGACCUGCAUCGCGAGAUGAGGCGCAGGAUGCUCCAAGUGCAGACCAGGCUGAGAGUCAGGCUCAGACCCAGACUGAAACUCUUACCCAGACCCAGAGUGAGAAGCCCAAGAAGCGCGACAACGCGAUUGCCCUCUCCCAGCUUCUAUUCAUUGUUGGUCACGUCGCCAUCAAGCAAAUCGUUCAUCUUGAGCUGUGUGAGCUCGACUUCAAGCGCAGAAAGCAGGAGAAGGAGAAGCAAACGCCUGCAGCAAAUGACAAGGACAAGGAGGAUGCAGAUGAAUUAGAUCUCAUUGGAGGCACAACGGAAGAUGACUUUACAGAAGCCAUGGCACACAUUCGUGAGCGAGAGCUUCUAUACGGACCCAACUCGUUGUUGGCGGUGUUUGGUCCUCUGGUGUCAGAUAUCUGCGCCAACAACACGACAUACGCCGACAAGGGACUCCAAGCCGCUGCGACCCUCUGUCUCGCCAAGCUUAUGUGUGUGUCUGCCGAAUACUGUGAGACGAACUUGCCACUUCUCAUCACCAUCAUGGAGCGAUCGCCCAACGCCACAGUCCGAAGCAACGCUGUUAUUGCUUUGGGAGACAUGGCUGUUUGCUUCAACCACCUUAUCGAUGAGAAUACGGACUUCCUGUACCGCCGACUGGCUGACGACGAUGCGUCGGUCAAGCGUACCUGUCUCAUGACUUUGACUUUCCUAAUUCUGGCUGGACAAGUCAAGGUCAAGGGUCAACUCGGAGAGAUGGCCAAAUGUUUGGAGGAUGAGGACCGCAGAAUUGCGGAUUUGGCGAGAAUGUUCUUCACCGAGCUCAGCACCAAGGACAACGCUGUGUACAACCACUUUGUCGAUAUGUUCAGUCUGCUCAGUGCAGGUGGCAACAUGGAGGAAGAGAGCUUCCGCAGGGUUGUCAAAUUCCUGCUUGGCUUUGUCGAAAAGGACAAGCAUGCUAAGCAAUUGGCCGAGAAGCUUGCGGCUCGACUUGGUCGAUGCGAGACAGAGCGGCAAUGGAACGAUGUUGCUUACGCGCUGGGCAUUUUGCAGCAUAAGAACGAGGAGAUCACAAAGCUGGUGUCAGAGGGUUACAGAGUGGUUCAAGCAUCGGCUUAA
Messenger RNA from Fusarium sp. VM40, 3687 nucleotides. NCBI's taxonomy places the organism in Eukaryota, Fungi, Ascomycota, Sordariomycetes, Hypocreales, Nectriaceae. The record is from the annotation of a GenBank genome assembly.